This is a messenger RNA of Ananas comosus (pineapple), 1689 nucleotides long. Its product is annotated as S-adenosylmethionine carrier 1, chloroplastic/mitochondrial-like. Bases 372 to 1346 code for a protein of 324 amino acids. NCBI's taxonomy places the organism in Eukaryota, Viridiplantae, Streptophyta, Magnoliopsida, Poales, Bromeliaceae. Gene Ontology annotation, cellular component: mitochondrial inner membrane. The record is from RefSeq and is a predicted model, not a curated record. Gene Ontology annotation, biological process: transmembrane transport. The transcript is spliced from 13 exons. Gene Ontology annotation, molecular function: S-adenosyl-L-methionine transmembrane transporter activity.
UUGGUGAACGUAUAAUAUCCGUAUAAAUCACGUAUCCGAAUAAUUGACAAAUCCGUUUUUUCGCCCUUUUAGAAGACGAAUUUUAUCCGAAUUAUAUCCGUACUGAAUUUUUGCCGAAUCCGAAUUAACUAACUAUGAUCCUGACGAAUUGAGCCCGAUGUUGGACUAUUACUAGAGGAUUUGGGUUGAGUAUCCGAUAAUUAAUCGUUGCCUUAGGAUCCGGCCCGUUAAUUGCCGCCACUGUGUAACAAAAACCCUUUCCAAAAUGCAUUUCGCUCUAUCUCUUCCUCGCCCCUCUCGACCACUUCUCUCUACUUCGAUCCUCUCCCCCUACUUCUCUUCUUCUUCUUCUGAUGCAACAGUAGAUUUUGAUGGGACCAACAUUGGCUCUCGAUGGUAGGAGAUCUCCUACAACUUCACCAGCAUGCACGAGUAAAUUGCAUGACUCGGUCGUGGUCCCGCAAAAGCUGUUCGCAUCAGUCACCAUGGGAGAGGAAAAGCCUUUUGAUUUUCUCCGCACUUUGUUUGAGGGUGUUAUCGCUGGAGGCACUGCUGGUGUUGUUGUUGAAACAGUUCUAUAUCCGAUUGAUACAAUAAAGACAAGGCUGCAGGCUGCUCGUGGUGGAAGCAAAAUUGAAUGGAAGGGCUUGUAUUCCGGAUUGGCUGGCAAUAUAGCUGGAGUGUUACCGGCAUCUGCUGUAUUCGUGGGCAUAUAUGAGCCUACAAAACAAAAGUUACUGGAAAUAUUUCCUGAAAAGUUUAGUGCUGUCGCUCAUCUGACUGCAGGGGCCAUUGGUGGGGCUGCUGCUUCUCUUAUCCGUGUUCCUACGGAGGUGGUUAAACAAAGGAUGCAGACUGGACAAUUUAGCUCAGCUCCAGAUGCCGUUCGGCUUAUUCUUGCAAAAGAAGGCUUCAAAGGUCUUUAUGCUGGCUACAGUUCCUUUCUGUUGCGAGAUCUACCAUUUGAUGCCAUCCAGUUUUGUUUAUAUGAGCAGCUUCGAAUUGGAUACAAGAUUGCGGCAAAGCGAGAGUUAAAUGAUCCAGAAAAUGCUGUAAUUGGAGCAGUAGCUGGGGCAAUAACUGGAGCUAUAACCACACCGCUUGAUGUGAUGAAAACAAGAUUGAUGGUUCAGGGUCAAGCAAAUCAAUACAAUGGGCUUCUAAGUUGUGCUCAGACUAUUCUUCGAGAAGAAGGCCCAGCUGCGUUUUUGAAGGGUGUCGGACCAAGAGUUCUGUGGAUCGGCAUCGGUGGGUCCAUAUUCUUUGGUGUCCUCGAGAGGACGAAACUCUUACUUUCUCAAAGGCGCUCCAAGCGCUCCAUAUCUGAAUCUUCAAAGGAAGAAUAAUACAAAUCUCUGAGUCUUCUCAUUGAAGUAUUAUGAUCCAGAUUGAAGACUUUACUACUAGGCCCAAUCAUUCUUCUGAAUUAUUUGGUGGGAAGAGAAGUAGCGCUAAUUUAUUUUUUAUUCUUUUGCUUCAAAUUAAGAUGCAGGGAGUUUUUGUAUGUCUGAUUUAAUGGUUCUACUUGUUAAUUUGUGGGAGAGAGAAAUAGGGCAAAUUUGGUACUAUGUAGUAGUAGUAGUAUUCGCUUUCCUGUUUUGUAAUUUAUAUUGAUAUUUAAGGCCAAAAUUAGGGAUUUGAAGCAUAGUGAAUUUUCAUAGCAUUAAGCGGUCUAAGUGUUUCUGCAUA